Messenger RNA from Micromonas pusilla CCMP1545, 204 nucleotides. RefSeq lists its product as uncharacterized. NCBI's taxonomy places the organism in Eukaryota, Viridiplantae, Chlorophyta, Mamiellophyceae, Mamiellales, Mamiellaceae. Gene Ontology annotation, biological process: mitochondrial electron transport, cytochrome c to oxygen. The transcript has a single exon. Gene Ontology annotation, cellular component: mitochondrial inner membrane. Gene Ontology annotation, molecular function: enzyme regulator activity. The record is from RefSeq and is a predicted model, not a curated record. Bases 1 to 204 code for a protein of 67 amino acids.
AUGAAGAAGUGGAAGGGCGUCAGCUUCAUCGCGAUGCCCGCGUGCGUCUGCCUCGGCGCGUGGUCGUUCAUGAACAUGGAGCACCACCACCCGGCUGAGCGGCCCGCGUACUCGUACUUGAACAUUCGGAACAAAAUCAUGCCGUGGGGCGGGAAGUGCGGCUUGUUCGAAUACGGCAAGUGCCAGGAGCCGGACGACGAGUGA